Molecule: messenger RNA, 165 nt
Organism: Laccaria bicolor S238N-H82
Lineage: Eukaryota; Fungi; Basidiomycota; Agaricomycetes; Agaricales; Hydnangiaceae
Exons: 1
Coding region: 1-165 (54 amino acids)
Source: RefSeq, a predicted model, not a curated record
AUGGCCACAAUUAUGGAGGUACAUACAGUCGUGGACAAGCAAAGCCCACCAAUUGCUUAUCUGGCUGAAAACUCAAUGAAAUCGCGAGAUUUUUUCAGAAUCUUGCUCAGUUUUUCAAAAGACGUCGAAAACACCCCCUCCGAAGUUUUUCCCACGAGUAAUUAG